Molecule: messenger RNA, 3933 nt
Organism: Epinephelus lanceolatus (giant grouper)
Lineage: Eukaryota; Metazoa; Chordata; Actinopteri; Perciformes; Serranidae
Source: RefSeq, a predicted model, not a curated record
UCACCAAUCCUUUACAAGGUUAGACUUCUGUAGGAGUACGCUCGUCUUUCUCUGGUGUUUGCACUAGUUCGUAGUCAGAUCCUAGAAUAUCAAGAGCCAGUGCCGCUCAGCUGCAGGCAGUGUGCUGUCACAAUCACCCAGUCGCCUGUUUUCUAGCGAUGCUGCUCUUUGUUGCGCCGAUCACAUCAGUGGGAGCCCCCACCCCCCACCCCCCCACCCCCCCACCCUCUUGCGCAGCCAGGCCCAUCGUCAGUCCCUCUCUGGGAAUAGAUCAGAGAGCAGGUGAGUCACAACUUUGAGGGAGGGAGAGAGCAGCGCUUCCCACGUCAGCAAGGUCGACAGAGAGAUCCUGCGUUCGACGAGGAAGGAUGAAGAGAUGUGUCGCUUUAACAGGCUGAAGAAUAUUUCAGCGGUAUGAUUAGUAUGUCAGGACACCUUUUGCUUUCUGUUCUCAUGGUAAUGACUCCGCUGUUAUGACGUUUUCACACAGUACAUGAAUCACAUUACAACAGCGUAAAAUCACAGGUUGGGGAGUCACUUUUAUUUGUUUUAUUCAGAAAAAUGUUCAGUCCAAAAUGAAUAUGUGCCUCAGUUGGUCCCACAAGGUCUAGCCUUUGUCAAGGCUGCAAGACAUUUGGAUUUUCUGCACUACUCUUUUUACAAUAAAGCAGAUGGUUCACCAUGGAUGAGGACAGAGACAUGAGUUUCAUAACAUACACACAGUCAUGUACUGUAGCUCAAACCGAAGUCCGUGUGAAAGGAAAGAGGGACAAGCUGUACCCACCAUCGCAGUUUCCCAGAUGACAUCACACAUAACAUGCAGCAAUGUUCUCGUGUUGAAGAGAUGCAAUUUAACAUGAAUGCAAAGCGAAUAUUACAUUUUACAUCCAUACUGGCAGAGAGAGUGGAGGGAAAGCUGUUAAACCUGUGACUUUAACGUGUGAAGACAGGAUAUCUGCAGAGUAUUACCUCAAGGGUAGGGCUGCCAAUAUUCUAUAUUUUUAUUAAUGUCCACAAAUUGAAUGAAAACCAACAAGGGUUGUUUCUUAGGGGUGUAAAUCACAAGUUCCAUCUCAAUAUGAUAUAUCAGUUCUUCGGACAACAAUAGCAUUUGCUGUUAGCACAAAAUCUGGCAUGAUACAAUUUUGAUUACGUUGAAUUCAGGAGGCUGUGAUUGAUAUGAGACGAUACGACUAAAUUUCCUCACGGCCUUUUUCUUGGCUGCUUGACAUUAUCUGCCUCUGUUAUGCGGCUAGCACUGCUUGAAUCUUGAAGAAGACAGAAAUGGUAUCACACAAGUGCCAUGGGAAUUUCAAAAUAAAGGUGUAUCCUAAAGAUGACAAUAUGAAUCGCUUUACAUCAGUAACACUGGAUCAAUUGAAUUGAUUUCUCGAUCCAUAUUAAUGUAUCCCGUAGUUCUGGGUGACAAAUACAUGCCUUUAUCUUUUAGAGGCUAAAUAAUUUACUAAAACAGCUGAGCACUGUUUUUUGGAGUAAAGAGUGAAUUUUGGUGCACAAAUUUUGCACAAAUUUUGCACAAAGCUGUGCAUUAAAACAUUUUGUGCAUAUUGACAACAGGGUGUCUACAGGUCCUUCAAAUGUCGUAAAAUGCUUUAAAAACAGUUUUAUGAAUAUUGGGCCUUAAAAGUAAUUGAAAAGUCUUGAAUUUGUGACAUCAUAAUUGCCAUAAAUAUUUUAUCUGGUUUUAUUUAUCCAUCUAAAUUGUCAAAAUGAGUCAAGAUCUUGUGCUUAGAAGUCGACAUUUCUGAUGUUACUAAUCUUCAAACCCACAAAUGGACUUAAUACUGCCCUGGGUGGGGCGGAAAUGAUAGUGUAGUAUCGCGAUAUUUUGCGUGACGAUAUUGAGAAAUUGUUUUGGACGCUGGUAUUCGCUGCCUAACCCUUGUGAAUUUUUUUUUUAAUAUAGUUGGGGUUUUUUUUGCCAACUAUUUAAAAUGGUAUUAAUAAAUCGUAUUUUAUUGUAGAGUAGAUCAGCUGAAUGGAGCAGCAGAAGCAGCAGCAGCAGCGGGGCCUCUGUAGCUUCACACCGGGCGAGCGGGCAGGCUGCAGGGCUGCGGUCUCCACCGGUCAGGCCACCAUGCGUUUAUCCAUCACCUCGACCACCGGCAGCCCGGUGGAGCUCACUGUCCCCAGAGGAGAGACUGUGGAGGGACUGAGAACACACAUCUCCCACAAACUCAGGCUGCAAACAGACAGAAUCGUCCUCCUGUACAGAGACAGGCAACUGACUGCAGGCAAACUGUUGGACCUGGGUGUAGCAGAUGGGAGCAAGCUGACCCUGGUCCCUGCUAUUGAAGCUGGUUUAGUGUGCUCCACUGCCAGAGCAAGGAGGACAAUGAUGGACGUCUUGGAAAGUUUAACAGAAGUCCAGAUUAGUGACUUCCUGUCUGGGCGCUCGCCUCUCACCAUUAACCUGGGAAUUGGUGCCCACAUGAUGUAUGUGCAACUCCAGCUGUCCGCACAGAACGUAGUGGCGUUGCAGCAGCACCAGGAGCUGAGAGCUGGGAGCAGCGGCGAGCUUCAAACCAGUCUGCCCCCUGCUACCAGGAUGAGCCACCCUGACUCCAGGGGAUCCACCAUUUCCCAAACCUCUACUCCGGCCCCGGACUCAUUGGACUUCACACCCUCGAUCCGACUGAGCGCUCAAAAGCACAAAACUUCCUUCAACUCAACAGCUCCCACCUCCCACUCACACACCUCUGCCCCUCCACACCGACCCCGUCCUCCCCACUCUAUGUACAUGUCCUCUCCUGUUCUUUCACCCCCUUCCUUUCCUUCUGGUUGUCCACAUCCCAGCUCUCCACCACCAGCAGCCACACCAGUCUGUUCAGCGGCUCCCACCUGCGCCAUUCCUGGUCCCCGGAGUCCAGCACCAGCUUCAACCUUCAAAGAGAAUAAUGUUCAUACCUCAUCGUCUACUGCAGAGCUCUGCAAGAAGCCAGGAGCGGUCAUAGAGAGUUUUGUGAGCCACUCGCCAGGCGUCUUCUCUGGGACUUUUUCUGGCACUCUGGCCCCCUGCAGUCAGAGCGCCAUCAGCCAUCCUCGACGUGGCAUUAGCAUCAUUCUCCAGAUCCUCAACGACCUCCUCAGAGCCGCCUACCACCACCAGGGGGCUCAGCCUACCCCUCCCCAUCUCCACUGUCUUGACUCGAACCCUGCAGCCAGCCCACUGCUCACACCAGAGGAGCUGAACAAAGCACAAAGCAAAACUCUUGCGACCCAGAGGCCAGAAAACCUCAGUAAAACUCCAGGUGAGGACAGUCCCCCCAUCUGCUCACCCACACAGGAAAAUCAAACUUUACACUGUAAGCUAGAGCGCCUGCAGUUUUUGAUGCAUCAGAGGCGUCUUCGCAGGCGGACUCGCAGGAACUCCCAAACUUCUCACCCCUACCAGCAGCGUCACCAUUGUCCCUAGUGUCCCAGACACAAAAGAUCCGCUCACUGUGACAGCAGUGGCAGCUGUCUGGUGAAGAGAAGGAGCCAUUGUGGAAACCAAAGCUGACCUCUGAACUGCAGAGUGAACUCAGGGCCACUGAAGGUGUCUGAGACGGAGAUGUUUUGUUGCUAUUGUAACACUAUUUCUGAAGAAUGUAAGCUGAAAACGUCAGAGCAGUCUGAUUCCUGUGGCUGUCACUGUGCUCAGCAUGUUAUUACAUCUGUCCUUCAGUGACAUUGGCUCUCAUUUAUGUAGCAGAAGGUUCCAAUGUACAUUUUCAUGUUAUACAUCUUGUUGUGUUGUACAAAGAUCUCUUACCGUAUGUUUCUGUAUUCCAAUGCCUUAAAUGUACAUGUCUUGAAUGUAAACUGUAUGUUUUGUUCUGUGCAGAGGAUGUUCCUCUAAAAUAUUUAACUUAUGCAAUAUUAAAGUGUAAAAACAAGGAAGAGAAAAAGAAUAAAGGGAAACGUUAUGAA